Messenger RNA from Strongyloides ratti, 777 nucleotides. Its product is annotated as Enoyl-CoA delta isomerase 2, mitochondrial. Lineage: Eukaryota; Metazoa; Nematoda; Chromadorea; Rhabditida; Strongyloididae. The record is from RefSeq and is a predicted model, not a curated record. The transcript has 4 exons. The coding region runs from base 1 to 777 and encodes 258 amino acids.
AUGAAUGAAGGAUUAAAUAACAUUAUUAUGAAAAAAGAUGGAAAAUGUUUCUGGAUAAUUUUUAACAGACCAUCAAAAAAAAAUGCUAUAAAUUUUCAAAUGUAUGAUUUAAUUUUAGAAGCAUUAGACAAUGCAGAGAAUGAUCCAGAGAUUAUGAUGACAAUAUUUACUGGAAAGGGAGAAUAUUACAGUAGUGGAAAUGAUUUUUCAAUGAAUAGCUUUUCAAUGCUGGUUGAUAAUCCUAAAUUAAAAAAUGUUUAUGCUAAAUUAGUUGAUAAAUUAAUAAAUCAUUCCAAGAUAUUGAUAGCAUUGGUAAAUGGUCCAGCUAUUGGUAUUGCCUGUACAACAUUGACAAUUUUUGAUCUUGUCUUAUCUUCAGAUAAAGCAUAUUUUUAUACACCUUUUACAUCAUUAGGUUUAUCUCCAGAGGGAUGUUCAUCAUUCUUGAUGCCACAAAUAUUGGGGUAUCCUAAAGCUGCACAAUUAAUAAUAUUUAGUCAUAAAAUGAGUGCCGAAGAAGCUUAUAUAGGUGGAUUAGUUUCAAGUAUUUAUAAAGAUAAUGAAUUUAUGAAAAAAUGUACCGAAAGAAUUAAAAGAUAUGAAAAAACUUUAUGUAUGGAUUCAAUGAUAACAUCUAAAAAUAUGAUGAGAGGUAAAACAAUAAGAGAUAAACUUAUGGCAAUAAAUAAGUAUGAAAAAGAAAUAUUAAAUAAACAGAUGGAAAAAGAGGAGUGUCAAGUAUUUUUAAUGGAAAAAUUUAUGAAAUCAAAGUUAUAA